Molecule: messenger RNA, 3202 nt
Organism: Phragmites australis (common reed)
Lineage: Eukaryota; Viridiplantae; Streptophyta; Magnoliopsida; Poales; Poaceae
Product: protein IQ-DOMAIN 32-like
Exons: 6
Coding region: 231-2873 (880 amino acids)
Molecular function (GO): protein binding
Source: RefSeq, a predicted model, not a curated record
GCGGAGGGCCCGAGGAGGCCUUCAAAAUAUAAAAACGUCGUGCAGUGUAGCCGCAAGCAAACAAGCAGAGCCGCAAGCAAACACGCAAUUUAGAAGGAGCAAGCGAGCAGAGCCGCCAUCCGCUGCGUCCAGUUCCGCUCCAGACUCCAGAAACGCACGCGUGCUGCGGGCGCAGCAGAGCACUUGACUGACUGACUGGGGCAAUCGGCGGCGGCGAAAGCGAUCCGCCGAUGGCGCGGUCGAAGAACGGCUGCCUCAAGAUCCUCACCUGCGCCGGCGCCGGAUCCGAACCCUCCGCCGGCUCCGAUGCCGACCCCGACAACCACCCCGACGAGAACAAGGCCAUAUCAGAUAAAAGCAGAUGGAGCUUUCGUAGGAGGUCUACAAGGCAUCGAGUGUUGAAGAACUCUGAUAUCUCAGAACCUCAAACUCUUAGUUCGAGCAAAGCAAAGUCUGAUAAUACACCAAGCGACAACGUUUAUUCUUCAACAUACUCUUAUGCCUUGGAGAAGCCCCUGCAUCAAGACAAGGCAGAUGAGAAGAUUCUACAUCAAGAGAAGCUAGAGGAGAAGCCUCUGCAUCAUGAGAAGUCUGAUGAAAAGCUGAUUGAGAAGCCAAUUGAAAAGCCUGUUGACAAACCCAUGGAAGAGCCAGCUGACCAGAUAAUCGAAAAGUCAACUGAACAUCCGGCUGAAAAGAUAACCGAAAAACCAACCGCAGAGCCAACUGAAAAAAUAACCGACAGACCAAUUGAAGAGCUGGCUGAAAAGGUAACAGAGACAACAUCUGAGGAGCCAACUGAAAGGAUAAUUGAAAAUCCAAUUGACGAGACUUCGGAAAAGGCUGUUGAGGAACUGAUUGAAAAAUCAAACGAAAGUAUUCCUGUCUCAUCGACAGGGCUGAAGCAGGAGGAAACCACACCACUUGUUGCAGAAAGCAGUGCAAACACCGAGGAAGAUCAGUUGGAGUCUGCUGCUAUUGUCAUUCAGUCUGGCAUCAGAACAGUUAUUGCAAGGCAAGAACUAUCGAAUCAUAAGGAUCUCGUGAAACUGCAAGCUGUGAUACGUGGACAUCUAGUUAGAAAGCAGGCUGCAGAAUCAUUACAAUGCUUGCUUGCAAUUAUUAAAAUCCAAGGGUUAGUCAGGGCUCAUCAGGCACAACAAUCUGCAGGAAAGUUUCAGGAUACUGUCCUUCAUUCGUUGAGUGAGAAAUUGCUUCGUAAUGGAUUUGCUCUCAAGCUCAUUGACAGCAUGUCUACCUCAAAAUUCGUUCACAUAAAAUGUGAUCCUUCAGAAUCUGAUGUUACAUGGAAAUGGAUGGAGAGGUGGACAGCCUUAAUUCCUCCAAUCAAUGCGGGACACUUGCCAGAGCAUAGAGAAAAUAGUGGGUUGGUGGUUGAAAAGUUGAAAGAAGAUGCUCAGCACGAUGAUAAGAUUGUUCCUUUGGACUCAGAUCUAUCUUUCCCCAAGUUAGUGCCUGAUGAUGUGAAAGAGACACUAAAGACAUCUGAAUCUAGUGCCUCGGAGGCUCCAGCAUGCAUCCCGGAUAAAAGCUCAGUGAUGGAAAUCAAAGGUGAUCCUGAAUCAGAGUUGAUUGAAAAUUUUAGUGUUGAUGCUGAACAAGUGACUGACCAAAACACAGAAAAUGUUGUGGACGAGUCUUUGGAGCCCUCAGAUCAACAAUCUACCCAAGCUGAUUCGUCAAGGGAGCCCAGCACUCUUCCUGAAAAAUCUGAAUUAUCCAAUGAGGACAUAAGUGAUGCUUGUAAUACUGAAGAGACACUGGAGAUGGAAGGUAAAAGGUUUGUGGCAAGAAAGUCAUGCAAUCCAGCUUUUGCUGCUGCACAGUUAAAAUUUGAAGAGCUGAGUAUAAAUUCAACAGUCAGCAGGUCCAGCAGUUCAUCUUAUCUGGAUGGGGCAAGCAAGUCAAAGGAACAUACUCAUUCACAAGAAGAUCACUCUUCAAUAAAAGAUAAUGACACAAGCAUACCAGUAAGCUCAGGUGGUCAUGAUUCUAAAAUGAUAGUUGCUGCUUCAGAAUGUGGGACUGAAAUUUCAAUUUCCUCUACACUGGACUCACCAGAUAGAUCGGAAGGUGAUGAUGGGGAGAUAGUAUUGGAGAUUGGAGCUCUGGAACAUAGAAACUAUGUUGCCGAGAAAGCUGUUGAAGACACCAAUAUUGUGCAUUCUGAAGUGAAAAAUGCCCCUGAAGUAGAAGCCCAGCCGCAAAAGGAGGCACAACAGAAUGGCCACGCUACUGAUGUUGCCACUACUGCUGAGCUUGUUCAGGAAGCACAUGUUGAACUGGAAAAGUCAGAUUUGCAUGACCAUUUAGAAAAAUCUGUACAAUCUUAUGCCACACCUGAAGGAACUCCGAUGAGCCGAGCCACCAUUUCAGAAUCUCAUGGAACACCGUCAAGUGAGGUCUCUGUUAAUACCAAAAAGAGCAAGAGCAAAAAGCCCAGGUCCCAUGCAAGCGAGCGGUCACUGGCUAGUCCAAGCAGUGAAUCAGUUGGACGACGCAGCACUGAUAAUUUCUCAAAGGAUUCUAGGCAUGCCAAGAGAGAGAACUCAAGCAAGGUUGCUAAAUCUGACCACAUCGAUCAAGAACCUCGCAUUAGCAACAGCAACCCGUUGCCAAGUUAUAUGCAAUUUACAGAAUCUGCAAGAGCAAAGGCAUCUGCUAACGUGUCCCCAAAGAUGAGCCCAGAUGUACAGGACAACAAUCCGAGGAAAAGGCAUUCUUUGCCCAUGACAAAUGGUAAGCAGGAUUCAUCUCCUCGCAUGCAGCGAUCAUCAUCCCAGGCUCAGCAAAACGUGAAAAGCAAUGGCACUGUUCCUCACAGCUCAUCUGACAAGAGAUGGCAUAUCUGACGAGCACGUGCCGAGACGCCAUCAAAUAUCUAGAUGGAUUCUCAGGCUGUCAUUGCCAAUUGUGUGCACACCCUCUAAUUCAUCAGCUUUUUUCUUUAUUCAUUCGUUGUCGGAAUACUGAGUAUGGUCGGAAGAAGAGCAGCAACAGCAUAUAUGUACAUUUGUUGGUUCUUAUUGCUUUGUGUUAUUUAACUGAUAGUGAUUUAUGUGUGUAAUAGUACGUCUUUGACUUGUAAUGCAACAGCGGCCUGAAGUGUGUGGAUUGAUCUGUCUGUUAUAUUUGGCAAUAUUGAAGUUUAUGUUGGCGUGGAUAGAGUUUUCUUUCUGUA